Molecule: messenger RNA, 1758 nt
Organism: Jatropha curcas
Lineage: Eukaryota; Viridiplantae; Streptophyta; Magnoliopsida; Malpighiales; Euphorbiaceae
Product: DNAJ heat shock family protein
Cellular component (GO): cytosol
Molecular function (GO): protein-folding chaperone binding
Source: RefSeq, a predicted model, not a curated record
ACACAAUUGAUUUCGUUUCUUUGUACCGGCAAAGAAACUUUUUAGACAAAUUUUGUAGAAUAAUGACCCCUUCCAAACCGGAUCAAUUUGAUUUCCCAUCUUAGUUCUGCUUUUCCCCUUGUUUUUUUCUUUUUGAAAUCCUUUUUUCAAUUCCUAUACAUUUUGAAUAUCAAUAUAAUUGACAGAAAGAUCUUGCCUUUUUUUUUUUUUCCUUUUCUGUUUGUUUUAUUGUCUGAGAGAGACAGAAAGAAAGUUUGUAUAGAGAUCUUAUUUUGAUGAUUUAGAUCGGUAGAUUAUUAAAGGAAUAAUCUUUUAUUAUCUGGGUUUUCGAGAAAAUAGUGGUAAUUUGAUUAAUGUGCAGCAUUUGGAUCUAAUAGGUUUGGAUAGAUUUGGGUUCUUGACUAUUGAAAAAUAAAGAGAGAAAAAGGAUGGGGGUUGAUUAUUAUAAUAUAUUGAAGGUGGACAAAAAUGCCACAGAUGAUGAUCUAAAGAAGUCAUAUAGGAAAUUAGCAAUGAGAUGGCAUCCUGACAAGAAUCCCAACGACAAGAAGGAAGCUGAAGCCAAAUUCAAGCAAAUCUCUGAGGCUUAUGAGGCAUGUUUUUCUUUUUCCCUAUUUCAGGUCUUAAGUGACCCACAAAAGAGAGCAAUUUAUGACCAAUAUGGUGAAGAAGGAUUGAAAGACAUGCCAACCCCUGGAAGUGGUGGAUUCCCAUUUGGAAAUGGUGGUAGUGGUGGGUCUAAUGGUUUCAAUCCAAGAAAUGCAGAAGAUAUAUUCGCAGAAUUUUUUGGGAGUAGUCCUUUUGGAUUUGGAUCAUCAGGGCCUGGAAGGUCCAUGAGGUUCCAUUCAGAUGGAGGAAUGUUUGGAGGAUUCAGUGGGGGCGAAAACCUUUUUCGGACAUACAGCGAAGGGACUAUGCCAAGGAAACCACCACCAGUCGAGAGUAAAUUGCCUUGCAGUCUUGAGGAACUGUAUUCUGGAUCAACAAGAAAAAUGAAGAUUUCUCGAACUGUAGUGGACAGUCAUGGGCGGCCAGUGCAAGAAACGGAGAUAUUAACCAUUGAUGUGAAGCCAGGAUGGAAGAAAGGAACAAAGAUAACAUUCCCAGAUAAAGGAAAUGAACAGAUAAAUCAGCUUCCAGCAGACCUUAUGUUCGUCAUCGAUGAAAAGCCCCACAAUACUUACAAGAGAGAUGGCAACGACCUCAUUAUAAACCAAAGGAUAUCACUCGCAGAAGCACUAGGGGGGACUACUGUAAAUUUAACUACACUUGAUGGUCGAAACCUAUCCAUUCCUGUACAUGAUAUAGUUAGCCCUGGUUAUGAGCUUGUCAUCACUAGGGAAGGUAUGCCAAUAGCCAAGGAACCCGGCAAUAGAGGCGAUUUAAGGAUAAAAUUUGAGGUAAAGUUCCCGACAAAAUUGACACCUGAGCAACGAACAGGACUUAAGCUUGCAUUAGGAGGUUGAAGGUUGACUUUACUGCUAAUAUAUAUAUUAGCAUCUAGGUUAAGCUAGACUUUGAAAGCUAAAGCUGUCUCUUUUAUGUUCAUUAAAAUUUUAUAGACCCAGGUAUUUUUUACUUUGGGAGGAGUCAGCAGAUUAAAAAAUGGGGGAGUGGUAAUUUUGUGCAUCUCCUACUAGAUUAAAUGUAGCAAUUCAACAAGUAUACCUUGUGAGGUAUUCUUGGCGAAUUCAUGUAAUUAUUAUUCUUUUUUUUAAUUUGAAUUGGACAUAAGAGGUUAUUGACGUUCAGUUUUCA